CUUACCAUAUCUCUACCACAUGAGCAACUCAUGUAAAUAAAAUAAAAAAUUGGUUAACACAUGAAGUGGUAGCCUGUGUUAUUUCCGGGAGCGUUGCCGGUCUGAGUUCUGGUGGAGGAAGGAAAAGUUUUUGACAGCAUCUUUCUGGAAAUUACAAUCUGCUGCAUCUUUCUGGAGUCUUGGUGGAGAAGCUUUUUCCUUUCGUUUAAUUUCUUUUUUUGUUUUGUUUUUAUUUUGUGAAACCGGGUGUUUCCUGUACUUUCAUCCUGUCCCUGAAGUAAACACCCCGAAGUGGUCGUUGCUGCAUAAAUAUCGUAGUCUGACCGGAGCGCCUUCUCCCGGCUCCAGCCCACACAGCGCCGGGCAUCAUGAGAACCUGGAGGCGGCGGAAGAACUUUGCUUUUCUCAUCUUCGCUCUCCGCUUCUGGUGCCUUUCCACGGCGACUGAAAAUGCUGACAGCACGGUUUAUAAUAUCCAAGGAGGAAGUAUACCUGGCAAGCCUAAAAAGCAAGAGGAUGCAACAAAACCAGAACGCUAUGGGACCACCGUACCUCUGCUGCUGAAGGGCAAGGAGCGAAGACCUGUCUGCCAGCUCGAGUCAGGGAGUUAUCCUGCGUCACUCCAGCUUCUGGUACGUGUGGAAGGUGAACAGCUGAUCCUGUUGCUGGAGAAAAAUGAGGGUCUUUUUGCAAGCCAUUACACUGAGACACAUUACCAGGAGGAUGGAAGUGCAGUCAUCGGUUCUCACAAAACAACGGACAACUGCUACUACCAUGGCGAAGUGCAGGCGCAUCCAGACUCUGAUGUCUCCCUCAGCACCUGCUCAGGCCUUCGAGGCUUCAUCGCACUUGAGAACAGAACAUUCAUCAUUGAGCCGGUGUCUGGCAAUGACAACUGUGCUCACUUCAUCUACCACGGGGAAGAACUCAGACUGACCCCAGGAGCCUGCGGCCACGGCUUCAAUAUGUCCUCAAUUGCCCCAGAAAACCACAUCAAAAGUCCCUUCCAAUCUUUUCACUCCAGGCAUAAAAGGCAUGCCCAGAAGACAACCAAGUAUGUCGAGCUGAUCAUUGUUGCAGACAACAGAGAGUUUCAGAAACAGGGGAGGGAUGUGGAGAAGGUGAAACAGAGACUGGCAGAGAUAGCCAAUUAUGUGGACAAGUUCUACAGGGCCCUGGAUAUCCGAGUGGCUCUCGUGGGUCUGGAGGUAUGGAGUGACUCUGAUAAAUGUCCCAUCACCCAGGAUCCUUUCACCACCCUGCACGAGUUCCUGGACUGGAGGAAAGUCAAGCUGCUGCCUCAGAGACCUCAUGAUAACGCUCAGCUCAUAAGUGGGGUCUACUUCCAGGGCACCACCAUUGGCAUGGCGCCAAUUAUGAGCAUGUGCACAGUUGAGCAGUCUGGAGGCAUUGUCAUGGAUCACUCUGAGAACCCACUGGGUGCAGCCGUGACUUUGGCACACGAGCUUGGACACAAUUUUGGCAUGAACCACGACACCCCAGAGCGCGGCUGUGGCUGUAGGAUGACCGCUGAUCGGGGAGGCUGCAUCAUGACCCCCUCCACAGGGUAUCCAUUCCCGACUGUGUUCAGUACAUGCAGUAAGAAGGACCUUGCUGCUAGUCUGGAGAAAGGUGUGGGCAUGUGUUUGUACAACAUGCCAGAGGUUAAGGUGCUCUAUGGGGGCCAGAAGUGCGGCAAUGGUUACGUGGAGGAGGGAGAAGAGUGCGACUGCGGAGAGCUAGAGGAAUGUAUGAAUCCAUGCUGCAACGCCACCACAUGCACGCUUAAGGGAGACGCAGUGUGCGCACACGGGCAGUGCUGUGAAGACUGCCAGCUGAAACCUGCUGGCACCCUCUGUCGAGAGUCCAGUAACUCCUGUGACCUGCCAGAAUUCUGCACCGGUGCCAACCCUCACUGCCCAGCCAACGUUUAUCUGCAUGAUGGGCAUGCCUGCCACAGCGUUGAAGGAUACUGCUACAACGGCAUCUGCCAGACUCACGAACAACAAUGUAUCACCCUGUGGGGACCUGGAGCCAAGCCUGCCCCUGGGAUAUGCUUUCAGAGAGUCAACUCAGCAGGGGAUCCUUAUGGGAAUUGUGGGAAGGACUCCAAAGGCUCCUUUGCCAAAUGUGACGCGAGGGACGCACAGUGUGGCAAAAUUCAAUGCCAAGGUGGCGCCAACCGACCAGUGAUUGGAACAAAUGCUGUUUCCAUUGAAACCAACAUCCCGCUUCAAGAAGGAGGGCGUAUUCUGUGUCGAGGAACACAUGUUUACCUGGGUGAUGACAUGCCGGAUCCUGGGCUGGUUCUGGCUGGUACGAAGUGUGGAGACGAGAUGGUGUGCCUGAAUCGGCAGUGCCAGAAUGUCAGCGUGUUUGGUGUGCAUGAGUGCUCUGGGAAGUGCAGUGGACGUGGGGUGUGUAACAACAAGAAGAACUGCCACUGCGAGGCACACUGGGCGCCUCCAUUCUGUGAGAAAGCAGGCUUCGGUGGGAGCAUUGACAGUGGGCCGAUGCGACUGGCAGCCGACAGUGUGGUCAUUACUGUGGCGAUCCUGGUUACCCUGGUCAGCCUGCUCGUAACCACAGUGAUCGUCUUCCUGAAGAGGAAGACUCUGCUGCGCCUCCUCUUCACCAAUAGGAAGAGCACCUUGGAGAAACUCAGAUCCAUGGAGGCAAACAGGCCGACCAGCCCCAUCAGGUCUCAGUCCUUGUACAGACCCACACCACAGCGUAAGCCUCCGCCCAAACCCUCUACUGCCAACAUUUAUAAGCCAUCUCUCCUGAGUGCGGAGCCUCUUCUCCCUCCACACAACUUCCACUCUCACAGCCUGCGCCGCCUGCCCCUCUACCAGCCCCUGCACAUCAGUCACCCUAUGCCCGUGUCUCUGAGUGUGGGCCAGCCCACCCUCCCUCCUCUCCCAGCCCACCACAGGCUGCUGCCUGCACACAGGUCUCUCUCACCACCUCGGGUGCAACCUUUUCUCAGUCUGCCACGCCAUCAGCCGUCAUACAGAGGAGAACAGGACUUCGAGAAACCCAGUCCACCCCAGAAACCCCUACCUGCAGACCCACUGGGGAGGAGCUCUCGGCUGGGUUACCGUGCUUCAGCUGCAGGAGUCCAUUUUCCGGGAAAUGGACCCCUCCCCAUUCCUAUCCCCACAGUGCCCAGACCCCCACCCACCAUCCCUUUACCCAGCAGACCAGUGCCGGUGUUGCCCUACAGACCACCAAAGAUUCAGAGGGACUGCUGAGCUCCUGACGUCAUGGACGAGUAGAUCUCCUGCCAACAGACGGAGACUUUUUGAUUUGCACUAAUUACUGAGACUCUGUAAGACAUUCUGGACAGUUAGAAGAUGAACAGAGUCUCUGGUGAAGGGGGCUAACGUCACACCUUGGUGCUACACCUCUAAAAGGUGCUUUGAUGUCCUCACUCAGGUACCAAUGAACUAUUUAUCUAUUUAAGUAUUUAACUUCAAUACUGACGAUCUGUGCACAGAGCACUCUGAUCGAGUGAGAAAAAGAAGGACUCAUUGUGUUUUAAAUAUUUCUUUUGCAUUUCUUGUGAUUUUUAUAUCUUUUCUUUACUCAAAUGAAAUGCUGAAAUGUACGUUUUUUUAAAGCCGGUCAAGUUGCUUGAAUCAUUGACGCACCAAAAGUUUGUUUUUGGACUAAGGUUAUGAUAAAGGGAAGUGGAGCACAACUCAUCAAGUUGUCAGUGUAGCUUAUUGGCUUUAGAGUUAAUGAGGCUUGGUAUCAUGUAGGUAUUCAAUACCAAAUACUUCUUUUCUAUCCAUGCUGCCAAGGUUCUACAAACUAAAUAUAUUUAGAGCUUUUUAUUGUUGUUUAAAGACAGUGGACUCGUCUGAAAGUCUUUGACUACGUCUUUAUUGCUGGAUUCAUCUGAUCAGCUCAUUUUACGGUCUCACGCUCAGGCUCUUUUAUUUCCUUAUAAGUUCACUUCUGCACAAAAAGGAAAAGUUAUUUUCACACGUCAGCCUGGCUCUGACACACACACAGCCUCUGAGGCUCUGGGCACGUGUUGGACGCUCAACAUGCGCCUCUGAUAACUGGCAGACGCUGCAGUCUCCACAUUUUUGACAGACUGAUUGUGUUCCAGAGAAUGACAUCAACACCAAAUGAUUCAACAAUAACUCUGGUGUUUGUAUGUUUUACAAUUACGCUCACUUUGCCCUUGACUGUGCAAGCCAAGUGAAAUGACUUCAGCGCUGCGAGCUUUGCCAAGCUCCACCUCGACUGUGUGUCUAACAAGAUGUUUUACCAUAUCUUUCCUGUCCUCUUUGGGUUUUUGCCUUCAUAACAUUCCAUUUGGAUUUUGUAUUGCUUUUUUAUUGUUAUAAUUUUUUUAAACAUUGAUGGUGUUUCUGUAGAUCCAGAGUUGCAUCCUCAGUUAAAUUUCAGUUCCAUUUAUUGAAUGGUGGUUGACUUUCUGUCAUACAAGGAGGGGUUCAACUGUUAACAACUUAAAGGCAGAGUUCUUUUUCCCCCCGUGCCAGUUUUCAUUUUGUUCACAAUGUCACAAUGUAUUUUAUAAAGUGAUUCCCAAUGCAGCCGUUGUCCUCUCACAUCUGCAGAAUGACUGAAGUCAGAGAGAUUCUACUCUUCUGCGUUGCAUUCAAGUACAAGAGUGAGUGAGUAAUUUUUGGAUGUGUUUUGGAAGUGGUCGGAUGUGUCCGUCAGUUUGACUGACUGCUCUCUGAUGAAAAUAUUUGUCAGUUCUGUGUCAAUUUGUUGUUCAAUGUUUAUGCCAUUUGUAAACCCAAAAUGUACUGUGUUUAUUUACGUUAUUGUAACAUGUUUAAAGCCAUUGUUGAGUGUAAAUAUUGUAUGUCAGUCAUGAUUUCUCAUGUUUCGUCCUUUUUUGCAAGCACAGUAAGAACUCAUUAGAACGGCUUUGACGGUAAAAACCCAAAUAAACUAGUUGGGGAAGUUAACUUGUCAUAACAUGUAGGUUAAAACAUUCAGAGACAAAUGUUUGUGGGAAAUAUUUAAAUCUGAGAUUUUGUGGACGACAUCAGAGCCAAAUAAAAGAUCCUUUUUGACUGUUAA
Messenger RNA from Labrus bergylta (ballan wrasse), 5070 nucleotides. It is a transcript of the gene adam12b, whose product is annotated as ADAM metallopeptidase domain 12b. Gene Ontology annotation, molecular function: metalloendopeptidase activity. Gene Ontology annotation, biological process: proteolysis. The record is from RefSeq and is a predicted model, not a curated record. Lineage: Eukaryota; Metazoa; Chordata; Actinopteri; Labriformes; Labridae.